CCCCCACCUCUGGGCCGCCGGGGCCCACCCAUCGCCGUCGCCACCCUCCCCACCCCAUCGGCCCCGCCGGCCGCCGCAGAUGGGCCAGCCGCGGCGGCGCGGCAACCCGCACGGCCACCACCUCCGGUGCCCGCGCCGCAUUGCGCUGCCGGCGGCCGCGCUGGCCCUGCUCUUCCUCGCCGUCACGCUCCUCGCGGCCUCACUCCUCUUCGCGCCGCCGCUCGCGGACCUCCGCCCCGGCCUCGCCGCCUCCUCCACCUCCCGCCGGUUCCUCCGCCGCUCCCCGACACACGGAUGGAUUCGGCAGGAUGAUCUUUGGCGCUCAAAGCUUGCUAGCAACUUCUAUGGAUGCAGCAACUGUAGCAGUAAAUUUCCUGAUUCCAGCAUUACUACACAACCGGAUCGAUUCCUAAUUGUUGUUACAAGUGGAGGCCUCAAUCAGCAGAGAACGGGGGUGAGGUUUUUCUCUAGUUGCUUUUUUUUUGGGUACAAGUAGGGCCUCAUGGAUAUGAUUAAGAGCUUCUGAAGUAAACAUGGAAUUCCUUUAGCACAUGCUCACACUGUUUAUACUAUCUUUUUUUUUUUGCGAAACACUGUUUAUACUAUCUUAUUGCACCAAACUCAUAAUAUAUGCUGUCAGUAUCUGCUUGAACUGCUGGAGGUUCCUAUCUUGUUCUAGGUCCCAGGAUAUAUAGUCCUAGUCUUCUCUUUAGUAGUAUAUGUCUGAGUGCGAUGCAUCUAAAAAAAUUCUAAUCCUUUUGUUAAAUGGACUGGAGAGUAUUUUCUCAAUUGUGAAUGAUGACACACUAACAAUUUA
Panicum virgatum (switchgrass) is the source of this 817-nucleotide messenger RNA. RefSeq names its product O-fucosyltransferase 16-like. The record is from RefSeq and is a predicted model, not a curated record. Lineage: Eukaryota; Viridiplantae; Streptophyta; Magnoliopsida; Poales; Poaceae. The transcript has 3 exons. The coding region runs from base 80 to 496 and encodes 138 amino acids.